Racocetra persica is the source of this 378-nucleotide messenger RNA. Lineage: Eukaryota; Fungi; Glomeromycota; Glomeromycetes; Diversisporales; Gigasporaceae. The record is from the annotation of a GenBank genome assembly.
AAGUUCUUAAAGUUAAAACUGAUCUGCAAAAUAAAAAUAUUGUUAACGAAAGUCUUGAAACUAGUAUCUACAAACUAAAUAAUGAACUGAAUAAUGUUGUGAGUAAUAGUCUGAAUAAUAAGAACUCAAGUAAUAGCUUGAAUGAUAACUUUGCUAAGAUAAAUAGUGAUUUGAACAAUAAUGAAAUAAAUAAUAAAUUGAAUAACAACUUGAAUAAUAAGAACUUAAAAAAUGAUCUAAACAAUAAUAUAAAUAGCAUCUUAAAUGAUAAUCUGAAAUAUAAUAUGAAUGAUGAUAUGAAUGACAAACUGAAAGAUGAUAUGAGCAUCAAUCUUAACAAUAAUAUAAACAAUGAUCUAAAUAUCAAUAUAAACACAG